AUGACGUCAGAGGCUCUAAGUCGCAAGGAACAACCUUUCUUGUACCUCCCAGAGUGCCUGGGAGCUGAGGGCAGGCUGGCACACAAGCUGUUCCGAGACCUCUUCACCAACUACACAAGUGCCCUGAGACCUGUGGCGGACACAGACCAGGCUCUGAAUGUGACCCUGGAGGUGACACUGUCCCAGAUCAUCGAUAUGGAUGAGCGGAACCAGGUGCUCACCCUGUACCUGUGGAUCCGCCAGGAGUGGACAGAUGCCUACCUGCGGUGGGACCCCAGUGCCUAUGGCGGCCUGGAUGCCAUCCGCAUCCCCAGCAGUCUCGUGUGGCGGCCAGACAUUGUGCUCUAUAAUAAGGCCGACGCGCAGCCGCCCGCCGCGGCCAGCACCAACGUGGUGCUGCGGCACGACGGCGCCGUGCGCUGGGACGCGCCCGCCAUCACGCGCAGCUCGUGCCGCGUGGACGUGGCGGCCUUCCCGUUCGACGCGCAGCGCUGCGGCCUGACGUUCGGCUCGUGGACACACGGCGGCCACCAGCUGGACGUGCGUCCCCGCGGCGCGGCCGCCAGCCUGGCCGACUUCGUGGAGAACGUGGAGUGGCGCGUGCUGGGCAUGCCGGCGCGGCGGCGCGUGCUCACCUACGGCUGCUGCUCCGAGCCCUACCCCGACGUGACCUUCACGCUGCUGCUGCGCCGCCGCGCCGCCGCCUACGUGUGCAACCUGCUGCUGCCCUGCGUGCUCAUCUCGCUGCUCGCGCCGCUCGCCUUCCACCUGCCCGCCGACUCGGGCGAGAAGGUGUCGCUGGGCGUCACCGUGCUGCUGGCGCUCACCGUCUUCCAGCUGAUCCUGGCGGAGAGCAUGCCGCCCGCGGAGAGCGUGCCGCUCAUCGGGAAGUACUACAUGGCCACCAUGACCAUGGUCACCUUCUCCACGGCACUCACCAUACUCAUCAUGAACCUGCAUUAUUGUGGUCCUAGUGCCCGUCCAGUGCCAGCCUGGGCUCGGGUCCUCCUGCUGGGACACCUGGCCAGGGGCCUGUGCGUGCGGGAGCGGGGGGAGCCCUGUGGGCAGGCUAGGCCACCUGAGUCACCCCCCAGCCCCCAGCCUUCUGAGGGAGGGGCUGGCCCCCCAGCAGGCCCUUGCCUGGAGCCCAGGUGUCUGUGUCACCAUGAAGCGCUGCUGCGCCACGUGGCCACUAUUGCCAACACCUUCCGCAGCCACCGGGCUGCCCAGCGCCGCCACGAGGACUGGAAACGCCUGGCCCGGGUGAUGGACCGCUUCUUCCUGGGCAUCUUCUUCUCCAUGGCCCUGGUCAUGAGCCUGCUGGUGCUGGUUCAGGCCCUGUGA
Molecule: messenger RNA, 1344 nt
Organism: Erinaceus europaeus (western European hedgehog)
Lineage: Eukaryota; Metazoa; Chordata; Mammalia; Eulipotyphla; Erinaceidae
Gene: CHRNA10
Product: cholinergic receptor nicotinic alpha 10 subunit
Exons: 5
Coding region: 1-1344 (447 amino acids)
Biological process (GO): monoatomic ion transmembrane transport; nervous system process; regulation of membrane potential
Cellular component (GO): synapse; postsynaptic membrane; neuron projection
Molecular function (GO): acetylcholine-gated monoatomic cation-selective channel activity; transmembrane signaling receptor activity
Source: RefSeq, a predicted model, not a curated record